GACGCUAUUGUAGACUUCAUUUGUUCGUUUUUAAAUCUCGACUCUGUCAUUGGCUUAAAUUCCGACCUCAGCUCUCCUCCCCCGUAACUCUUACUAAGAGAAGUUUCUAAACCCACGAGGGGAAUUCACUUCUAAAAUCGCUUUAUUUGGUCGCAUCUUCAAACCUCACGGCGGAAAGCAUUUCUAUUUAGGUAUACAGGCAUUUACAUUUGGAAAGUUUUAGUUUAUGACCUUUUCAAGCUUGUAUAUUCGAUGUUUAGUAAUAAUAUAAAUAAUGCUAAUAAUAAUGUUGAAGUAUCAGUGGGCAUAAUAAUGACAAUAAUAAUAACUUUUUUAAGUAUACGAUACGUCACGAAUUCUCAAGCAUCAUAUAAUAAAGAUAACAAUAAAGAGGUGUUUUAAUUGGAUGCAAUAUUAAAGCUUUGGAAUUUCGUAACCCUCGAAAGACACUAAAAAAUAAAGAAAGCUUUUUAUCGUGAUAUUAAUCACACAUUUUCCACAAGAACUCUAAUAAUAGGACAGUGUUACUAAAAACGUUUUCCUCUUUCCAAAGGCACGGACUGUAUUCAAAUAGAUCUCGCGCACUUUCCGACAGCGCCAUUGAGCAGGGUAUAAAUUCCGUGAUUGUGUCUCUCAUUUGUUUGAUUGUGGUUUUCUCAUGCUGCUCAGCGGCGUCUCUCGGCAACACUCGCCACUUUCCGAUACUCAGUUUCCGGAACAUGCUCCAUAAAUGGGUGAAAGGGGUGUUACAGUUUACCGGAUAAAACCAUUUAUGGCAUGAACAUGAACCGGAAUUCCUGACUGCAAAUGCUACAUUGCAGCAACAUUUUCAAUAUUCUCACCGGAUGCGAUAGUUUCAUUCAAGUACACGGUCACACUUGCGUUCAAUUAAAUACUACAGUGUUUAAUUAAUGAAGAAAAUGCAAGUUGUUCGUUUUUCCGUGAAGCAAAAUGCUUUUCAUACUCAGUCGGCUUGUAAAGAGCGGAUUCUCCAUUGACAAGUGUUGUUUCAACGCGUCACUAGAUCCGCGACCAAUCAGAUCGGGCAGCGCUUUUUCUCUUUUGCCAUCCAGUCCUUAUUUGGUCAGUGACGUAACGGCACAUUGAUGGGCUCGCCAUAAAUACAUACUACCAGCAGCUCCGCAAGGAUCUGUCAUUCAAGAGCGCUGAGCGGCGAGGUGGUGUCACAGUGAGUUAGUGACAGCUUCACACAUGUAACGCUUUUAAAGUUUUGAGAACCAAAAGUGACCAAUAUUUGCACUUUGCGAACAUCCUAACGAGUGCCUCAAGAAAACUGAACGAUGACAGCCAAAACUUUGGAGAAAGCCCAUAUAGCUCUUGGAGGCUUUGUGCACCCUCUCUCCGAAAGCCUCUACUCGGUGGAUGAGAUCGCCACGUCUCUGCCAGCAUCUGUGACUAUAUUUCCAAACGGUGAUUUGGGAGGACAUUACGAGCAGAUAAACGGGCAUUCGGGAGAUGGCUUGAUCGGCGUUGAUAUGAGCACAGAGAAGCGAUCUCUCGACCUGUCCUAUCCCAGCAGCUUCGCGCAAGCCGGCCAUCGCAACCAAACUUUCACCUAUAUGGGAAAGUUCUCCAUCGACUCCCAGUACCCAGGAAACUGGAACCCGGAGGGCGUGAUAAACAUCGUGAGCGCGGGGAUCCUGGGCAUGACCCAGCCGUCUUCAGCAUCUUCUUCACCUGCGUCCUCAGUCUCUCCCGGCCACUUCGCCAGCACUCUCAGUUGCACCAUGGCACAAAACCAGUCCGACAUGGAACACAUCUACUCUCCUCCACCACCCUACUCUGGAUGUGGAGAGGUCUAUCAAGAUCCAUCCGCGUUCCUCUCCACCUCCACCUGCCCCAUCUCCUAUCCUCCGCCGUCCUACUCGUCACCAAAACCGAACUCGGACUCUGGGCUGUACCCCAUCAUCCCGGACUACUCCGGCUUUUUCCAGCCUCCGUGCCAGAGGGACAUGCAGUCCAUGCCCGAUCGCAAACCGUUCUCGUGCCCACUGGAGUCGUUCCGCGUUCCCCCUCCGUUAACACCCCUGAACACGAUAAGAAACUUCACACUGGGGGGACCGGUGUCUGACGGACCAAGGGUACCCACAGCCUACACCCCGCAAAACUUGCCCCUCAGGCCCAUUCUGCGCCCGAGGAAAUACCCCAACAGACCCAGCAAGACCCCCGUUCACGAGCGCCCGUACCCCUGCCCCGCGGAGGGCUGCGACAGACGCUUCUCCAGAUCCGACGAGCUAACCAGACACAUCCGCAUCCACACCGGCCACAAACCCUUCCAGUGUCGGAUAUGCAUGAGAAACUUUAGUCGCAGCGACCACCUCACGACCCACAUCCGCACGCACACCGGCGAAAAGCCGUUCGCCUGCGACUUUUGCGGGAGAAAGUUUGCGCGCAGCGACGAGAGAAAGCGACACACGAAAAUCCACCUGCGACAGAAAGAGAGAAAAUCCUCCGCGUCCUCCGGCUCAGAACGCAACAUCACCAUGGGCUCGUCCGCGGGCAUCUGUUCGUCCACUUCAAGCCAGUAAACUUCCAGCUGGACUUUGCGAUAUCCAACACUAUCUAGGCAAUAGAACAGUGACCACAAUAGUAAUAAUAAUAAUAAUAAUAAUGGACUACUCGUAAUAUAUUAAAACUGGGACGACUGAUGUAGUGAAAUCCAACCACAGUGCCAAAAGCCACGGGGACGCAUUGCGCGCGCCCACUUUAAAGGUGGUGCGUGUUGUCUUUCUUGCUACAUUUAUUUUUGCAUCAGUCACAUGCCGACUGACGAAACGCACUUUGUUUGAACAUUUAGGCGAAUUUUAAUCUAAUUGAAUAAAAAAUAAAACAACCUUAAACUGCACGUGGGAGUAUUGUGCACUCGACUCAAAGGGGUGCGUUGAGUGGAUGCUGUCAGGCACCUUUCAGCUUUUGCAUCUGGAAAAGUUUAUUUCAAUCUAAAAGAAAACAAACCUUCACAUGUGUAACUUUAACAAUGAGCUUGUAACAUGACUAUUUCUCCCAGUGUUGUGCCUUUCGCCGUGUACAUAAACCCCGAACUAUGAAUGAAAUUGUACAUUAUCCUUUAAUAUGAAAGUUUUCGAAGAUAUAUUUUUGUACAAAUUGUUUCGUGCCAAAAGUGUUUGUGGUUAAAACAAAGACUGUAAAUAGUUAACUCUUGACGUUUGUUGUGUGAUUGUUCUGACUGAUAUAAUCGUGUUUGUUUUGACUAAAUCAAUAAUGUCCGAACUACUGAAAAUAAAACACAUGAAUUAAGAAGG
Messenger RNA from Triplophysa dalaica, 3284 nucleotides. It is a transcript of the gene egr2b, whose product is annotated as early growth response 2b. Bases 1302 to 2549 code for a protein of 415 amino acids. Gene Ontology annotation, biological process: regulation of transcription by RNA polymerase II. NCBI's taxonomy places the organism in Eukaryota, Metazoa, Chordata, Actinopteri, Cypriniformes, Nemacheilidae. Gene Ontology annotation, molecular function: DNA-binding transcription factor activity, RNA polymerase II-specific; RNA polymerase II cis-regulatory region sequence-specific DNA binding. The transcript is spliced from 2 exons. The record is from RefSeq and is a predicted model, not a curated record.